Messenger RNA from Dioscorea cayenensis subsp. rotundata (Guinea yam), 1857 nucleotides. RefSeq lists its product as uncharacterized. Gene Ontology annotation, biological process: chloroplast organization; regulation of DNA-templated transcription. The transcript has 2 exons. NCBI's taxonomy places the organism in Eukaryota, Viridiplantae, Streptophyta, Magnoliopsida, Dioscoreales, Dioscoreaceae. Gene Ontology annotation, molecular function: double-stranded DNA binding. The record is from RefSeq and is a predicted model, not a curated record. The coding region runs from base 92 to 1222 and encodes 376 amino acids. Gene Ontology annotation, cellular component: chloroplast.
CCCAAACAAAGUAUGAUUCAUAACUUCUCUAAACCAUACCUUACCAUCCUUUAUAAAACCCCCCAUCCAAGCAAAGCUCUAAUCUCCAGCAAUGUUCCGAUUGAUCACCAAAAACCUAACAACAAUCCAAACCAAAAACCCCAGAAAUCCAACACCACCAAUCCCCAAUUCCUCCUCCAUUGCAUUCUACCUCAUCGACUCCUUUGGCCUCUCGCCGGAGAAGGCCUUCGCUGCCGUCAAGAAGCUCAACUGUCGGUGCAAGCUCGAUAUCAAGAGCGACAAGAUCAAAGCCAGGCUUGAUCCCAAUGCCGUCCCCUCCUUCUUCGUCUCCAAUGGCUUCACCAAGGACCAGAUCUCCAAGAUCAUCAUCAAGUUCCCCCGAAUCCUCCUCUGCCGCCCUAAUCGAACGCUCAAGCCUAAGAUUGACUUCUUUCUCGGCGCCGGCUUCUCCCGUAGCGACUUGGCGAGGCUCAUGUCCGAUGAUGUGGAGAUCUUGCAAGCGAGCUUGAACAAGCGGAUCAUCCCAGUUUUCGAUUUUUUGAAGACGAUCCUUUACUCGGACAAAGAGGUCAUUGCUGCAUUGAAGCAAGCCCCACGGUUGCUUCACUACCAUGCUGAGAAGAGGAUUUCGCCCAACGUCGAGACCCUGCGCGGUUUCGGCAUGCCAGAGCACAGGAUCUACACGCUCUCAAAGGCUCGUGCGAGGAUACUCGUCUGUGAAACCGAUCGGUUUCGUAGAUCGAUUGAGAGGGUCAGAGACUUGGGUUUCAAGGUGUCAGACUACUCGUUCGUCGUCGCGCUUCAAUGCGUCUCCUGGUUGAGCGCUGCUACUUGGGAAAGGAAGGUGGUGGCUCUCAAGAGCUUUGGGUUGUCUGAAGACCAGAUCCUUUUGGUUUUCAAGAAGGAACCUGCGGUUAUGAUCAUUUCUGAGGAUAAGCUGAAGAGAAACAUGAGUUUCUUUGUGAGCAGGGUGAAUUGGUCGCCGGAGUAUGUGGUUUUGGAGCCGCGUCUGCUUGGCUUCAGCCUUGAGAGAAGGCUUUUGCCAAGGACUUUGACUUGCGAAGUUCUGUUGUCCAAGGGUUUGAUAAGUGAUAAAGCUUUCAAUCAUCGGGUGUUUCUUAUGAAUGAAAGCAGGUUUUUUGAGAAGUAUGUGAUGAGGUAUCAGGAGGAGCAUCCUCAAGUGCUGGAGGUCUACCAGGCUGCGCUGAAACAACAGCAUUAGAAGGAUGAGGCUGCUGGGGGCAUUGGAUUUUUCAAGCGUUCUGCUUCUUCACUUGACCAAGUGAAGAUUUUGAAAGUAGGGAGUGAAAAUGCAUAUUUAACUUGUCAUUUGUUAGCAUUUCAGCUCAAAAGUCACAAGAAGCAUGAGGUGAAAAUAUCCUUCUAUAUAAGUUCUUCAAAGGCAAGCUUUUGAUGUGAAUUCUUAUUAGAAGAUCUUGUGAGCUAGAAAUGUAAUCUACAGCAGAAAAAUAAAAAUGGAAAGAAAGGCGAUGAGAGAACAGAAGCAGCACGAUGGCACUGCAUAACAUCCGGUAAGAAUGGUUCCAAGCUUUCAGCAUCAUAGUGUUUCAUUUCUCGAUUCAAAAUAGAGCAAUGUGCAUUUUGGAGACAUUAGCAUGUGCUGCACCCAAGUGGAAUUCCAAUAGGUUGUUGUUUAAUCUAGUUGAAGUGAUCGAUCAUCUGAUCAAGUUCAGAGGUUUCUUAGUGUUGCCUGGUGCACCGAAUUUCCUGUGCCUUGUUUGUUCAUGUUUAAUUUGAUCUUGCAUAACUUUAGAUUUUGUUUAGCUUUUAGUAUAUAGUUGGAAAGUGUAUCAAGAUAACAAUGUUGUCUAGUGAAUUGAUUUGCAUUUGUAUUAA